Molecule: messenger RNA, 10528 nt
Organism: Dromiciops gliroides (monito del monte)
Lineage: Eukaryota; Metazoa; Chordata; Mammalia; Microbiotheria; Microbiotheriidae
Gene: PAPPA
Product: pappalysin 1
Molecular function (GO): metallopeptidase activity
Source: RefSeq, a predicted model, not a curated record
AUGCAGCUCUGGAGUUUGGUGCUGACUUUGGGGCUUCUCUGUGGAGCUCUGGCCAGCGGAGCCGAGUGUGGGAUGGACGAACGCUCACGCAGGGCUAGAAGGGACACGCGGCCGAGCCGCCACCUCCACUCGGCCGCUCCCGGCACCUGUGCCACCAGGUUAGCCCGCGGCCGGCACUCGCCCGCCGGCUGGGAACCUCUCCGUGCCCCCCGCAGGCGGCAGCAACGGGAGGUGAAGGGCGAAGAGGACUCUCUCAUCCCCAGCCGGGCGCUCUAUUUCAGCGGACAAGGCGAUCAGCUGAGGCUGAAAGCGGAUAUCGAGCUGCCCCGGGAUGCGUUCACGCUGCAAGUGUGGCUUCGAGCCGAGGGAGGACAGAGGUCCCCGGCUGUCAUUGCAGGACUGUAUGACAAAUGUUCUUACACCUCCCGUGACCGAGGAUGGGCCGUGGGGAUUCACACCAUCAGUGACCAGGGCAAUAGAGAUCCCCGUUAUUUUUUCUCCCUGAAGACAGACCGGGCUCGGAAGGUGACUACCAUCAAUGCUCACCGAAGCUACCUCCCUAAUCAGUGGGUGCACCUUGCUGCCACGUAUGAUGGACGAUUGAUGAAGCUCUAUGUGAAUGGUGCCCAGGUUGCAAUGGGUAGUGAGCAAGUGGGUGGAAUCUUUAGCCCUUUGACCCAGAAGUGUAAAGUGCUCAUGCUGGGUGGGAACGCCCUAAAUCAUAAUUAUCGGGGUUACAUUGAACAUUUCAGUUUUUGGAAGACAGCACGAUCUCAAAAGGAGAUCUUAUUGGACAUGGGGCGGGCAAAUUAUGGACUAGGCACUGGACCUCAACUUGUUAUUCAAGAGAACUUAGAGAACAUGAAAAGCAUGUGGUCUUCAAUGAAAGAUGGGAGCAGCCCCCAAGUUGAGUUCAGCUACCACCAUGGUUUACUGCUUGAUACUAGUCUGGAGCCCCCCUUGUGUGGGCAGACACUCUGUGACAAUGUAGAAGUGAUUGCCAGCUACAACCAGCUCCCUAGUUUCCGCCGCCCGAAAUUGGUGCGUUACCGGGUGGUGAACAUCUAUGAUGACAACCAGGAGAAUCCAACAGUCAGCCAACAACAGAUCGAAUUCCAGCACCAGCAGCUGACAGAGGCCUUUGACCGCUAUAACAUCACAUGGCAGCUGGAAGUACUGGAAGUUAGGAAUUCUUCUCUUCGACGUCGUCUCAUCCUAGCCAACUGUGAUAUCAGUAAGAUUGGAGAUGAGAACUGUGACCCUGAGUGCAAUCACACUCUGACAGGUUAUGAUGGCGGGGACUGCCGGCACCUCCGACAUUCAGCCUUCAGUAAGAAGAAGCAGAAUGGCGUAUGUGACAUGGAUUGUAACUAUGAGAGAUACAACUUUGAUGGUGGGGAGUGCUGCAACCCUGAAAUUACUGAUGUCACCAAGACAUGCUUUGACCCAGACUCUCCAUACAGAGCCUACUUGGAUGUCAAUGAAUUGAAGAACAUUCUUAAAUUGGAUGGAUCCACACACCUUAACAUCUUCUUUGCAAAUUCCUCAGAGGAGGAGCUGGCUGGAGUUGCAACUUGGCCUUGGGACAAGGAGGCACUGAUGCAUUUAGGUGGCAUCGUCCUGAAUCCAUCAUUCUAUGGCAUCCCUGGACACACCCACACAAUGACCCAUGAGAUUGGGCAUAGUCUAGGGCUUUACCAUAUCUUUCGAGGCAUAUCAGAAAUCCAGUCCUGCAGUGACCCAUGCAUGGAGAUUGAGCCUUCUUUUGAGACUGGAGACCUCUGCAGUGAUACCAACCCAGCUCCCAAGCACAAGUUGUGUGGGGAUCCAGCACCAGGGAAUGAUACAUGUGGCUUCCGGACCUUCCUCAACACACCAUACAACAACUUCAUGAGCUAUGCAGAAGAUGACUGCACUGACUCCUUCACGCCCAAUCAAGUGGCGAGAAUGCACUGCUACUUGGAUCUCGUCUACCAGAGCUGGCAGCCUGCCAAGAAGCCUGCUCCCAUAGCUCUGACUCCCCAGAUUGUAGAUCGGACACCCACCUCAGUCACCCUGGAGUGGUUUCCACCCAUUGAUGGCCACUUCUUUGAAAGAGAAGUGGGAUCAGCAUGUGAUCUCUGUCUGGAAGGGAGAGUCCUGGUUCAGUACGCCUUCAAUGCCUCCUCGCCCAUGCCAUGUGAUCCAUCCGGGCACUGGAGCCCCCGAGAAGCAGAAGGCCACCCAGAUGUAGAACAGCCCUGCAAGUCAAGUGUCCGGACAUGGAGUCCCAAUUCUGCUGUUAAUCAGCACACAGUCCCCCCUGCCUGCCCAGAGCCCCAGGGAUGCUACCUAGAACUAGAAUUCCAAUACCCAUUGAUUCCUGAGUCCCUCACUGUAUGGGUAACACUUGUCUCCACAGACUGGGACUCUAGUGGUGCUGUGAAUGAUAUCAAACUGCUGACUCUGAGUGGAAAGAACAUCUCACUGGGACCACAAAAUAUUUUCUGUGAUAUCCCACUGACCAUCAAGAUUCGGGAUAUAGGUGAAGAGGUAUAUGGCAUUCAGAUCUACACCCUGGAUGAACACCUAGAAAUUGAUGCAGCCAUGCUGACCUCUAUCCCAGAGAGUCCCCUGUGUCUGGACUGUAAGCCACUCAAAUACAAAGUUCUCCGGGAUCCACCCUUCCAGUCUGAUGUCCCCAUUGUCAUCUCUAACCUCAACAGGAGAUACAUAGAUACGGAGCUGAGCCAUGGCAGUACAUAUAAGUACCAGAUUGUCACCAUUUCUGGUACAGAGGAGAGUGAGCCUUCACCCACAGCCACAUAUAUACAUGGAAGUGGCUACUGUGGAGAUGGAAUCAUACAAAAACACCUGGGAGAAGAGUGUGAUGAUAUGAAUAAGAUCAAUGGUGAUGGCUGUUCUCUCUUCUGUCGAAAGGAACUCUACUUCAAUUGCAUUGAUGAGCCCAGCCGAUGCUAUUUCCAUGAUGGAGAUGGGGUGUGUGAGGAGUUUGAACAAAAGACCAGCAUUAAAGACUGUGGGGUUUACACACCAAAAGGUUUCCUGGAUCAGUGGGCAUCUAAUGCUUCUGUCUCACAUCAGGACCAGAAGUGCCCAGGUUGGGUCAUUGUUGGUCAGCCAGCUGCAUCACAGGUGUGUCGAACCAAGUGGUGGACUUGAGUGAAGAGGUUGUCCCAACAUGCAUGGUAUCCUUGCACAAUCAAUUACCAAUAUUCUAUAUGGUCCCAGACCACUUUCUGGCUCAGGGCUUACUUUUCCCAGCCAAUGGUAGCAGCAGCAGUUAUUGUUCAUCUGGUGACUGAUGGGACAAAUUAUUUGGACCAGAAACAGGAAACAAUCAGUGUUCAGCUGUUUGACACGAAAGAACAAAUUCAUGAUCUGGGUGUCCAUGUUCUAAGCUGCAGGAGCAACCCCCUGAUUAUCCCAGUGAUCCAUGACCUCAGCCACCCCUUCUACCACAGCCACGCUGUCCUUGUAAGUUUCAGCUCACCACUGGUUGCCAUCUCUGGGGUGGCCCUCCGUUCCUUCUACAACUUUGACCCAAUCACCAUCAGCAGCUGUGAGAGAGGGGAGACCUACAGCCCGGCUGAGCAGAGCUGUGUCCACUUCUCCUGUGAAGCCACUGACUGCCAAGAGCUGAACAUUGAGAAUGCAUCUUUGAACUGCUCUAGCAGUGAACGGUACAAUGGGGCCCAGUGUACCAUUAGCUGCAAGAUGGGCUACAUUUUACAAAUUCACCGAGAUGAUGACCUCAUCAAGAGUCAGUCAGGGUCUAGUGUCACUGUUACCUGCACUGAGGGCAAGUGGAACAAGCAGGUGUCAUGUGAACCUGUGGACUGUGGCAUCCCUGACCAGUAUCAUGUCUACCCAGCCACAUUCUCCUGUCUUGAAGGCACCACAUUUGGCAAGAAAUGCUACUUCCAGUGCCGUCUCCCAGCUCAGCUGAAAGGAAACAAUAGCUUCCUGACAUGUAUGGAAGAUGGGUUGUGGUCCUUCCCGGAGGCACUUUGUGAACUGAUGUGCCUGGCCCCUCCCAUUGUGCCCAAUGCUGAUCUCCAGACUGCUCGGUGCCGGGAGGACAAGCACAAAGUGGGUUCCUUUUGCAAGUACAAAUGUAAACCAGGGUACCACGUGCCUGGCUCCUCUCGGAAGUCAAAGAAACGGGCAUUCAAGAUCCAGUGCACUCAAGAUGGCAGCUGGCUGGAAGGAGCCUGUGUCCCUGUGACAUGUGACCCACCCCCACCCAAAUUCCACGGGCUGUACCAGUGUACCAAUGGUUUCCAGUUCAACAGUGAGUGCAGGAUCAAGUGUGAGGAGAGUGACAUUUCUUCAGGUCAUGGAAGUAAUGUGAUUCACUGCCGAAAGGAUGGUACUUGGAGUGGGUCCUUCCAUGUUUGCAAAGAGAUGCAUGGUCAAUGUUCCCUACCCGAUCAACUCAACAGCAAUCUCAAGUUGCAGUGUUCUGGUGGCUAUGAAAUAGGAGCCGAGUGUGCCACCUCAUGCCUGGACCACAACAGUGAAUCCAUCAUUCUGCCCAUAAACAUGACCCUACGGGACAUCCCCCACUGGAUGAACCCCACACGAGUGGAGAGAGUCGUCUGCACCGCUGGACUCAAGUGGUAUCCUCACCCAUCUCUGAUUCACUGUGUAAAAGGCUGUGAGCCUUUCAUGGGAGACAACUACUGUGAUGCCAUCAACAACCGAGCCUUCUGCAACUAUGAUGGGGGUGAUUGUUGUGCCUCUACAGUUAAAACAAAAAAAGUCACCCCUUUUCCUAUGUCCUGUGACCUACAAGGAGACUGUGCUUGCCGAGACCCAAAGGCCCAAGAACACAGUCGAAAGGACCUCCGGGCCUACAGUCAUGGCUAACAAUGGGCGAAGAGGAGCCAAAGACCACCCAGCCCGAAGGCAGGCUACACAAGACACCACAUCCCUUUUGGUAUUGUUUUUAUUGUUAGCUGCUCAACUGAAUGGCCUCUCUGCACCCAGGGACCCUUAGAAUUCAACCAGUCUGCCUUUAAUUUUGCCCAAGAAGGACUCAAAGCUGGGGUUAUGUACCAAAUCGCAUCAUAAUGACCAAACAGAACAGAGUUAAGUCCAGAAGACUUGGAAGUAUUGCAAUGGUGUGUGGUGUGCAGUGAUGGGCCCACAAAAUUGGAACAGCAUGUCUUGAAAUGGAGGUUACAAAUGAGCUCUUUAUCUAUGAUAUAUACAUGUGGUCUAUACACAUGUAUAUACAUACAUACAAAUAUAUACAUACAUAUGUGUAUAUAUAUAUAUAUGUAUAUCCAUGUGUGUCUCUCUCUUUAGAGAUUAAGGAGGGAAGAGAGGAAAAGACAAGACACAUUCUUCUCUGGUGCUCACUGCUGAUUCUCCAUGGGAGAGUUGGAGCUUUGAAACUCCUGGAGUUGUUAAGGCCACUUUAGACCAAUGCUGAGUGCCAAGAUAUAUUGUGCUCCAAGUAUUGGGUUGGGGGACAUGGAUUUCAUCCCAGGACAGUGGCCCUCUGAAAGCCACGUGAUAGUUGGAAGGUGAAGGGGUGAGCUUCUCAGUCUAAGUGGGCAGUGGGCCCAAGAGAAGAGGAAUGGGUUACCGCCCACUCUUUCUACUGCUGGGCACUAGUCUUCCACUUCAGAAAGAGUAAUGGGCAGUCCUGGGAUGAAGUUCCAGAUAAUAGGUGGGAAGAGCCUUAGGCCUGGCCUGUCAGAAGUACUGAGCUGGCUUGGCUCCUCAGAGAUUUUGAGGUGCUUAUACCCCAAGAGAACAAAGAGGAAGAACCAGUGGAUCCUGCCUGCCCCUAGAACUUGCCAUUUAAGCACAUCUUGCUGCUAUGCCUGCUGCUACAUCCCAUCCGGUUCAUUUCUUUACUGCGUCAGGACAGGGUUAUAACAACCCCAAACAACCAAAUGGUCUGCCUUAAAGCUUACCCACAGCCUGCCUUCCACUUUUCCCCACUGCCACCCCCUUAACCCUAUGGCCAAGUAAAGGACACUCACUGGCUAGUGUGGUGAGAGCUCCCAUGCCACCUCACCUCCUAAAUAGACCCUUUGGACCUGAGAGAGCAGGGAGUUUGUCAAGCAGACUCCAAAAACUAUUUUAAGGGUCCUCAAACCAGAGCAAAGAAUGCUGAAGACAGUGUUAGCAUUUUGGAACUGAGUGUUAUCAGUGUUAAAUUUCCAGGAUCCAAAGAGAGAUUCCAUUCCUGGCUCCAGGAUUCAUUUCUGCCCUGAAUGAAUACUUGCUAGUGGACCAGUUUCUAGGGAACCAACACAGUCCCGGAGAAGGCCAACUCCUUCUACAAUCUGUAAUAGUCUAACCUCAGUAGGGCUGUAAGACUCAGAAGGAGGGUGCAUGAGAAGGAGCACAACUCCAGCCCCCAGCAGUCCAGUUCUAUCCCUGCAUAUCCCAUAGUAUCUUGCUCCCAAAUAGGUAGAGAGCACCCUUUGUUCUCUCUUUUUUGUAGGCUGAAUCUAUAGGCUUAGAAGGUGUAGCUAGUUGGGAUAAGUACAUUAGAGGCACUUAGUCUAUCUCUCAUCAUUUGUUUCCCCCUGAGUGUGAAUGGUUCACAGCAACUAGCACCUGAUAAUGUCUCUUCAGAUGGGCUAGGUUAUGGUUAUAAGGUGGCUGGAAAGCAGUUUAUAUCAGAAGGUUUGAAAUCUCAAGUGAGGUCUUAGCCUAGAGCUCAGAAAGAGGAGAAGAUAUAUGAGGUCCAGUCCUUGUAUAGCCUACACCAAGGCUUCCUAACUGAAAAAGUUAGGGCUAAGAUUCAGGAUCUGGUCACUUUUCCUCAGCCCCAAAUAAAAUGACAGGCAUCUUAAGCAUAGUCUUUGUCAUAGGCACAUGAAGGCAUUAAAAUAAAAUAAAACAGACACAGACAUACAAGGUUAUUUUAUUAUACUUUAAGCCUCUUUGUAUCCAUAAUAUGAGACCCAGGGUUACUGGAAUGCAGGAUGCAUGUGCCAUGUGUUCAUUCCAUAUACUGGCCCCUUCCCUUUCAACAUCCUUCUCAAUGUGUGUCCCAUUCGAUACCUCUACAUCUUGGUUUCAAGAAGUUAACAGUUCUAAACUAAAGUUUAGCUGAUAUGGAAGAUGAUAUAUAUCUUAUUGGGGGUGGGAGAAGAGGGGCACAACUCUUGAAAACCCAGAGGAGUGACUUUCUAAUUGCAUUUAAGAUACUGGUACAGGCAGAGAGCAGGGGAAUGAGGUAGUUAUUUUGGAGGGGACCCUGCCAAUCAUGCCACUCUCUCUAUAUUCUUUUCAUCAAAUGAAUGAUUUUUCCAAAAGACCAGGGGACUUGUCAGCAAAAUAGCUUAAUACAUGUCCAUUGUUACCCUACUGUCCUUCAAAGAAGAAGUCACAUUGUUAGGGAACUAAGGAAAGAUUUUCUUAAAAAAAAUUGGAGAGAGGAAAAAUGGAGAGAGGAAAGGAGGAGGGUUUGUUGGUAUACAUCCAGCCCAUCCUCAUUUCCUCCCCGCCCCCGCCCAGGGCCUUUUGCACAGUAGAGUUGGGGAAAUGUUCACAUUGAUGGUAGGAUAGAAAGACAGCAUCAAACAGAUUGUUCCCCAUAUGUGAGAAGGGAGUAUGCCCUGGUGUUUGUGCCACUGAAUUUCAAGUGGCUGAGAAGCCCCUCAGUUUUCUCUGGGGACUUAGACCCAACUCUGUGUGCUCUGUUAAAGUAAUUUCCUAUACCUAUUCUAGGAUCGCUGAAGCUUUGCUGGCUGUAAACAGCUCCGAGGUCCUGAAAAUUUUGGAUUCAGCAUCUGUUGAAGUAUUUGCUCUCUUGUUACAGGGAUAGCUGGCAUUCUAAUGCAUUAUGCUUUUUCUACUCUGGAAAGAAUUAAGAACACCCAAUGCCACAAAUCCAAUUUUCUAAUAUAAAGCCCCACUCCACCCCCUUUUUGUGCCAACUGCCUUUUGGGGGAGGGGGGAGAAAGGAGGGAAUCCUUCCUAACUUGAGGAAUUCAUUCUGGUGAAGAGACCAACAUCCAUAGAUAGUAGGGCUUGGUGUAAAGUGGACCUAUUGUUUGUAAUUCUCAUCCUUAGGGCUUUGAGGGGUUGUCUAAAUAUUUUUGCCAUCUUGAUAACCUUAUUUCCUUGAUCCAAGGCUGAGAAGGCUGUGGAAGAUACUUUGAGACAGAUUUCAGCUACCUCCCUUCCAGUUCCAGGAAAAAAACAAAAACAAAAACAAAAAAAAACUUGGUUGUAACUGUCGGUUUGUUAUAGGUUUUACCUGUGUUUUAAAAAGAAUAAUAAUAAUAAUGAUAAUAAUAAUAAAGUAAGCCAGGUUCUUGCUGCAAUUGAUUCAAGUCAAAAAUACAUAAAAACAUAUGUAGUAAGAAAUCUGUACAAAUAGAGAGUUGGAUAGAAGAGAAGGAAAAAAGAAGAGUGGAAAAAAAGAAAAAAAAAUUUGCAUGACCCAGAACCAAGAAGAGCAAAACAUAUUUUUAUGUGUCAUAAAGGAAAAAAAAACGUAUUCUGCAACCUAAGUAGUGAGUUAGACACAAUCUCAUAGAUUUCCCUAGAAGAGAAAACACAGUGGAGUUUUUAAUAACACUAUCUGUUUUUCCUCAUUCAUUCUGGUAGGCCCAGGAAAAAAGGCAAAAUUUUAUCUCUUUGGUAGUAUGGCUAUUUAUUUUGUUUUUGAGGGGGUGCUGUUUUCAAUUUUACAAGAUCUUAAGAGUAAAAAAAAGGAAUUUGUGUUUUUACAACAUUAUACAAAGUCUGUGUUUCACUAGUAUUUAACUGUGCUCUCAAAACUGCACUCAGAAUGACUGUGCACAGUCUAGUUUUCCCAACAUGCUGCUAACCAAGACAGGUAAUACCACAAGUUUGGAUUUGGACAAUCAAACCAAACCAAACCCCUUUAUUUGUGUUUUACUCAAAUAUUCCCCAGUUUCUGAAUUGAACAUUUGGGCUGGAAGACAGAAAAGAGAGAAGCCAAAAGGAAAUCUGGCUCUGAAAUGAGAGCAUGGGAGUUACCAAUUCUGGCCAGUUUUUGUUUGUUUGUUUUUGCUAUGAACAAGUCACUUAAAACACACACACACACACACACACACACACAAACCUCUCCAAGCCUCAGUUUCUCCAACUGUAAAAUGGGGAUAAUAAUUCUUACCUACCUCAUUGGGGAGUUGUGGGGCGUUCUGGACUGAGGUUUUAAAAGCAUUCUGAGAUGCUUGGGGACAAAGGCACGACACAUUCCAAGUAUUACUCUUUGAGACCAAUGAAACAUGGGAGUGAAUUCUUGCUAUUUUCCAAGUUAAAAAAUGAUAACUUCCUAGUUAUAAUCACCUGGGAAAAGAGGCUUGUGUUCUAGAAGAUUUAGGGUUUAUUAUCAUCAUCAUUAUCAUCAUUAUUAUUAUACUUUUUUCUCCUGAUUUUUGGCUUGUUCUCCAGCUCUGAGGUCUAAUUAAAAUCCAAUUACUUCUUCCCCAUAGAAAGAAUAAAAGCUGGCAGAAAUCAGAAUGUCAUAUUCUGAAAAAAAGUGUGAAGUUGCUUCUAGCCCAUUGGGGAGGGAAGCUGUAUGCCAAAAGACAAUUUCAGGCAACACCUCAGUUCUACAGACUGAGUUGCUUGGGUUUAAGAUCCUUUUUGGGGGGGGGGGCAUGGGUGGUGUCAUUUAAACUGUUUUCUCUAAAAAGUGAGGGGUCGUGCUCCAUACAAACCACAACCUACCUUCUGAGUGCAAAACAAGGAGCUUAAUUGAACUACACACCAGCAGUCAACAAAGGGAAAUUCAAAUAAUUAGGAGUUACAUUGUUGGGCCUCUGUAAUCAGUUACCUGUCUGCAGAUAUCUCUCUCUAUAUUGAUAUAUAUAUAUAUAUGCACAUGUAUAUAAAUAUAUCUGUACAUAUAUGUGUAUAUAUAUAUUUAAAUGUAAUAUUUACAAAUAAAACUGUGAUCUCGUCUAGAGAAAAUGUAUUCAUAUUACAAAUGGCUCUUCCAUCUUUAUGUAUCAUACUGUAUCUUUUUAUUAUUGUUAUAAUUAUUAUGAUUAUUAUGAUUAUUUUGGAAUCUGUUUGGCACCUUCUGGAAACUAUGGCAAAUAACACUUCACUUCCCAAGUGCUGAAGAUCUGUUUUCAUGAACAUUCUACUGUAAAAUUUUAAAAAAAGAGAAAAGAAAAAAAAAAAAGAGGAAAAAUGUAAACACCCAAAGCAAAACACAAUUCAAUCUUUAUUCUGUACCUCACGCACGUACAUUUGCUGCUCCUGUUUUGGGGUUUGUUUAUUUGUUUGUCUGUUUUUAUGGAUCUAAUUUAAGUCUCCAAGCCAUAUAUAAAGAUGUAAAUAGUAUAGCUUAUUUAUUAAGAUUGUCAUCUUUUUUUAAUUUAUAUUUACACAAAUGUUCAUCUAAUUUAUUUUUUUCAAUACUGUUUUUAACCAUCACUGUCCUGUUUUGCUGUUUGAGAGAUUGUUAACCUUCUGUAUUCAUGGCAUUGUUUCAUACUAUUUUUCCCCCUGGUCUCAAAUACAGGUUGGAUUUCACUAAAAUUGUCAAAGACAGAAAUAUUUUGCCACUGUU